Messenger RNA from Cuscuta campestris, 2433 nucleotides. NCBI's taxonomy places the organism in Eukaryota, Viridiplantae, Streptophyta, Magnoliopsida, Solanales, Convolvulaceae. The record is from the annotation of a GenBank genome assembly.
ACUACUCCUUUCGUCCUAAAACUAUCAAAUAACUACAAAAAAAAAAGGCAAGGAGUGAUUUAAGUUUUAUACGGAGUAUAUUCAUCCUCAAAAUUUAAAAAAGUUGGGCUUAUAACUCUAAGGAGUAGAAGGAGGGAGUAUCAUUCUUCUUCAUCAGAGGAACUCGCCAGAUAUAUUGUGCAAUGUGUUCUUCUUCAAGUUUGGAAUGGCCAGUAUUCGCGGAGUCCAAUAUCCCCACUCGCCUCGCCAUCCCUAUUUCUCCCAACGCCACCGCCAGAGAUUUCAUGAGAGUAUUUGAGAGAGCACACUUGAAUUGUUUCCCUGAACAUGGAGAAAUUGUGGCAAAUGGGUUGAUGGUCCAAAGGAAAUCAAACUUAUACCACUUAUCUGAUACUCUGCCCUUAAAGCACGCUUUUCAGCACACAAAAGGAGAAUGUAAAAGGAAAAGAGUUAGGAAAAAUAAUGCUGCUAUUUCGUGCUCAAUAAAUAAGCUGCACAUUUUGUCGGAUGAGAAAUUUAAUUAUGAUGCAUUAUCAGAAAGCAUGUCAGUCUCGGGUAUUAUUACGAAAUAUUUCUCCUGUUAUGAUGAGGUGAACUCAACUUCGGUGUUUUCCUAUUCAAAAGUUGAAGGCGAACAAACAGAAAAGCCGAUUGUUAAGACUGAAGAUAACUGUCUCGGAUUUGAUAUUUGUACACCACCUCCAUUUACACUGAGGAUCCCUCCAGUGAUACAAAGUGUUCCUCUGGCCAGUGAAUCUGUUUCUGUUGUCUCAAGCAAGGUCAAGAAAGCUGAGAUUGGGAAGCGUCUUUUAACUGCCACAAAGAGUCUUGGGCUUAAUGUGAGUAACAGAAGUCCUGGGCUUCCUCUUAAUAGGAUUUUAGCAUAUGAGAUCACGGAUGAGGACGAAUGAAGAUCACAGUGCUUUUCUUUUUGUUCAAGGGGAAAAGCCGGUGGUUAGAACUGAAGACUACCUCCAUUAAUUAAGAUUGAAAAAACCUCCAGAAAUGCGAAUUUUCCUCCGACUCAUGAUUCACGAAACUGUUUCUGUAGUUUCAAGAAAGCUGAAAUUGAGAAGCAUCUUAUAACUGGCACUAAGAAGCUUGGGCUUAAUGCAUAUGAGAUCACUGAUGAGGACGAUUGAAGCUGAUCGCAGUGCACUUCUUGGCUACAGUUUUACAAAGGGAAAAUGUUCAGAGUGGUGUUGUUUUGCUCAAGGAGUAUUUAGGAAAAGCUCAAGGUAGCCCUGUGGCCAUUCAUAUAAGGGCUACUGGAUCAAUACAAACUAUAAUGCAGCAUAAAACCACAAGGCGUCACUGAUUGUCAAGAUAUAGCCCAUUUGGUUUCUCUCCAUUUGCUCAAUAUGUAGCCAAUCUUACCUCACAUAGCAAGGUCAAACCCCGCAUUUCUAAUGGACUGCAGGAAAAAAAGUUGCCCAACUCCUCAGUUAAUGGGGCUCAAAAACAAACACAAGAACAGUCUUGCAUUCUCAUUCUUCCAGUGAUGAAGAGUUUGAAGGAACUACUGUCCAAGCAGACUUUGAGGUUUUUGACCCAAAGCCUGAUGGCUUUCACGGGGUGAAGCUUCUCCUGCAGACCUGCCUUGAUAAUAAGCAGUGGGAUUUGAGUGGUUUCAUAAACUUAAUUCUGGGACAUCCCACUGUAGGGACUGUUAUUAAAAUAGCUGACGAUGAAGAUGAGGGAAUUUACUCUGUUAUCAGUGCCAUUGACUUGUGAAGAUAUAAGGAAAGUAGGUGUAUAGUGAAGCUGAAACAGUUCCUUCUUAAAGCAUGCCCAGACCAGAAUGUGCAUGCUCUCUACUUGAAGAUCAAUCUGAUGAUGUUGGACUCUUACACUAUGUUUGGUUCAAGGAAUUUGAAAGAAAAAGAAAAGAAAAUAGUUUUCCCUCAUUUUUUCAUCAAAAUGGGAGGAAUCUGGUUUCCCUCCUUAACUACUUUUUGCCUUUUCAUUUUCUUUUCCUUCCACUUUUUUCUUCUUUUCCUUUCCAACUAAACAAAAAAAAAUGUAUUCUUUCUCAUUUUCUUUUCCUUUCCCUCACAAAUUCCUUGAACCAAACACAGUGUUAGUUUCCCAACGUGUAGCAAAUCUUCCACCACAGCUUUUGCAGUAUAUAGAGAAAGGAUUCCUAUCAUAUUCGGGAAUCAAAUAUAGAAGUUAAUUAAAAUGCAAAGUCUUAUCAUUAAUGGUCUAACAAGAGUCAUACUUGGAAAAGUUUUGAAGAGCAGCAUCAAUGUUUCACAGACUGCAUCCUUCAUGUCCCAGUAACUUAUGUUUGUAUGUCAAAGAUAUUGUGAUUUUGGUGGCAGGUACAUUCAGAGUCAUAUAUACUUGGAAAGUUCAAUUCAGUAACAUUAGUGAAAAAACCCAAUGGUCACUAUUUCAAGUAGAGUUGAUAAAUCAAUAGCUCAGGUCGGG